This is a messenger RNA of Cervus elaphus (red deer), 666 nucleotides long. Its product is annotated as pyrin-like. The transcript has 3 exons. The record is from RefSeq and is a predicted model, not a curated record. Lineage: Eukaryota; Metazoa; Chordata; Mammalia; Artiodactyla; Cervidae. Gene Ontology annotation, biological process: positive regulation of inflammatory response. The coding region runs from base 88 to 666 and encodes 192 amino acids. Gene Ontology annotation, cellular component: cytoplasm.
UUUCUAACCUGCCAGAGCAGUCUCCCAUCCCAAGGUCUGACUGAACUGGAAGGAGACCUAGGAUUCACACCGGUCAUCAUUUCCCAGAUGCACAGAAUGGAAAGCACACUGAAGGCAUGCCUUCUUCACAUCCUUGAGGACCUUUUAGAAGAGGAGUUGGUUAAAUUCAAAUUUCAACUCACAAACAUAACUCUAGCUGAGGGUUACAACCAUAUACCUCGGGGCACUAUCCAGCAAACAAUCCCAGUGAGACUUGCUGAACUACUGAUCCAGUAUUAUGGGGAAGAAUACUCCAAGACUGUGACUCAGGAGGUCCUGAAAGCCAUAAACCAGGGCAACCUAGCAGAGUCGCUCUGCCAGGCAACGGAAAAAUGUGGAUCUUCCACAGAAAAAGUUGCAAAAAAGACAAAUAAGAGGAAGCAGGAGGAUAAAGCAGGACUGAAUGAAGAUAAAUGGCAGCUAACGAUGUCAAAGGUUGGUAAUUUGUCCUGGGGAAGAGAUUUUUGCCCUGAAAUUGAGUGGAGUGUCUGGACCAAAGGCUGCUCAGAAUCUCAGAGGUUUGCUGGUUUCCAGAUCCUACAGCAUGGCAUGGUUGUUCCGUGUCAGCACCAAAUGUCUCCAAGGUGUUUUGCAGAAAAGAAAGAUCCCGGAGAAAUCUGGCUGUGA